Molecule: messenger RNA, 1499 nt
Organism: Hydractinia symbiolongicarpus
Lineage: Eukaryota; Metazoa; Cnidaria; Hydrozoa; Anthoathecata; Hydractiniidae
Product: glycerol-3-phosphate phosphatase-like
Exons: 11
Coding region: 144-1064 (306 amino acids)
Cellular component (GO): cytoplasm
Molecular function (GO): phosphatase activity
Source: RefSeq, a predicted model, not a curated record
UUUUAACCUUUGAGUGUGAUUUUGACUGUGGUUGGUGGACUAUGAGGCUUGGCCUUAAACCUUGCUGUUAGUUACACCGUUAUUUAAACUGAGCCAAAAAUACUGGGUUCGAUAUUGGUCCGUUAAAUUGUACGGUGCCGAAAAUGGUUCCAAAUAUGGCUGUUUAUAAAAUUAGCAAAAGUGUGGCUAAAAACCUAAUGAAUACAGUAGAGACAUUCUUUUUUGAUUGUGAUGGUGUUUUAUGGAAUUCUUAUGGACCUAUUCCUGGUGCUAUUAAAACAAUCAAGACAUUAAAACUUAUGAAUAAAAAGGUAUUCUUUGUUACAAAUAAUAGCAGUUUCUCAAGAAAAGAUUAUUUAAAAAAAUUCCUUAAAUAUGAAAUCGCUAUUGAAGAGAAUGAAAUAUUAUCCACUGCUUUUUUAGCUGCAACCUAUGUCAAAAAUAUUUUAAAAUUGAGAAAAGUAUAUAUGAUUGGAAAUGUUGGAAUGGCAACAGAAUUUGAAAAUGCUGGGAUAGAAUUUAUAGGUUUUGGUCCACAAUUACCUGAAAAUGACCAAACUAAACAUUAUUGUCUAAAUUAUGACGUAACAGUACAAGAUGAUGUAGAAGCUGUUGUUGUUGGAUUCGAUCCACAUUUUAAUUUAAAUAAAAUUUCACAAGCAAUGCAAUACCUGGCCAAAGGUCUUCCAUUCAUUGCAACAAAUACUGACAACAGAUUUCCUGUAGGAAACGGCGUGUUUACACCAGGUACUGGUUGUAUUGUUUCAGCAGUUCAAACUGCAGCUCAAAGAGAACCAAACGUUCUUGGGAAACCAAAUAGUUUGUUAUUUGACGUAGCUAAAUCUUUAUGUGAUAUCAAUCCAAGUAAAACAGUCAUGUUUGGUGACAGGCUGGAAACUGAUAUUUUAUUUGGGAAAAAAUGUGGUUUCCAAACCGUUUGUGUUUUAUCAGGUGUAACAAAUGAAAGUCAGUUAGAAGCGAUGCUGUCAAAUAAAGAUACAGACCUCUACCCACAAUUUAUUGCAGAUAGUUUACAAGACUUUGCUGAUGCGUUGGAAGAUUAAUUAUCGUGGAAGACAAAAAGAUGCCCUACAAAAUGCCAUACUUAGAGGACUUGGAAGAGGAUAUUUAUUUACCAGUCUUUUUUCAAAAAACUUUUUAGACUUGACUACGAAUUUUUAUCUUUUUUAUUUAUGCUCUUAUUACAAGCAAGGGGAGGUCGUUCUAGGUGGAGCCGAUCUUGAUUCUUAAAGUCUUAUUCCUGGAACUUAUUGAUAAAGCCAAGAGAAUAAUCCAAAAUUUGAUGCUGUUAUAAUGGCCAGUUUAAAAAGAGCAAUUCUUCUGUGGGGACUUGAAAUUUUGUUUAUGAAAUAAAGAGUUCGAAUUAGGGAAAGAAAGUGUAAAAAAAAAAUUUCACGGUGACUAAAUUGUUUUAAAUGUUUUCGAAUUAUACAUUCAUAUCGCAUGUAUGUACAAAAUACAAAUGGUACUACUACUAA